AACAGCUCUUUUGAUGGAAUUAUUGGCUCUAAUAAAGCCAACUUAUUGUUUGAAAGACGGUAAUGAACACUGUCGCCGUUUACUAUCUGUCACCCUGAGGUAAAUAGGGAGAGGAGAUCUGAAGUACCGUCGGCGGGGGUGGGCCCUGCCCUUUGAUCGACGGUUGGACGCCAUGGAGGAUCUGGACGCGGCGGCGGUGAGCCCCGCCGAGCAGACGGAGCUGUCGCGGAUGAUGGCGGUCGAGCAGCAGAAGGCUCAGUUCCAGCUGCGGGUGCACGGUUUCACCGACGUGUGCUGGGAGAAGUGCGUGGACAAGCCGGGCUCGAAGCUGGACUCGCGGACCGAGAGCUGCCUGGUCAGCUGCGUGGAGCGCUUCGUGGACACCACGCUGGCCAUCACCAACCGCUUCGCGCAGAUGGUGCAGAAGGGGGGACACUGACCGGCUGCCCCGCACCCUCCGGCCCACGCGGACCCUCUGGACUCGGUGUGCCCGCCUCUGUAUUAAAGUACCGGCUGGCUUGGAAAUUGUGUUCACGCCGACUGAAGGUGUCCUCAAGGUCAUUUCUUCAACUUCCUAUUCCGCUGUACGUUCAUAACGCAUGCAGAUCUUCAGCGCAACUCAUUCUGUACACUGAAAUUCCAUUAAAGUCCUUGUUUCGUGAGUA
This is a messenger RNA of Mobula hypostoma (lesser devil ray), 665 nucleotides long. RefSeq names its product translocase of inner mitochondrial membrane 8 homolog B (yeast) (gene timm8b). The transcript has a single exon. The record is from RefSeq and is a predicted model, not a curated record. The coding region runs from base 173 to 439 and encodes 88 amino acids. NCBI's taxonomy places the organism in Eukaryota, Metazoa, Chordata, Chondrichthyes, Myliobatiformes, Myliobatidae.